AGUACCGACGGAUCGUGGGUAUACCUGGCUGAUAUCUCUUGAGAGUUCUUGGUGUUGCGGUUAUUGUUCCUAGGCGUUGCUUGCUUAUUGGUUGAACAGGGUCACAGCAGCAUUGCUAUUGUGGGCUUGUGGACCGUAGGACGCGAGACGUCACACGGAGCUCGAGGUCGGUAUAUAUUGACUAACGUUGCUAUCGUCGAGAAAGACACUCAUCUUCAAUAUCGUAUACCCACUACAUUCUACAAAACGCUAAUAACGCAUACAUAUCUCUUUAUCCCUCAGCACCUAAACACAACCACUCUCGACAACCGCCAUCCGACUAACUCAACAUGCGCUUCACCAUCCUCAUCACAUCGUUCAUCGUAGGCUUCGCCACCGCACUGCCGGACCCAACGCCUCAAGGGUAUACUGGACCUUGCUCUAAAGACAACUGCGGCGUCAACGGACGACAAUGUCGAAGUCUCUGUGUCCCAUGGCCGUCCACAGAACCAGCGUUGAGGAAGGGCUGCACCUGCAGCACCGGCUGAACGACAUAUCUAAAUUUUGUGGCAGGCAGUCUUGAGAGAUUUGUUGGGGUGCAUCGGCGCUCAUACGGGAGUUAGAAGGAUAGAGUAAUGGACAUCAUGAUAUUCGGACAUUGGGAAAGACCACACGUGCAUCAUACCUCUUAUUCCUCAUACGCGCUCCCGCUGUCACCACCAA
Messenger RNA from Macroventuria anomochaeta, 702 nucleotides. RefSeq lists its product as uncharacterized. The transcript has 2 exons. The record is from RefSeq and is a predicted model, not a curated record. Lineage: Eukaryota; Fungi; Ascomycota; Dothideomycetes; Pleosporales; Didymellaceae. Bases 330 to 527 code for a protein of 65 amino acids.